Molecule: messenger RNA, 462 nt
Organism: Radiomyces spectabilis
Lineage: Eukaryota; Fungi; Mucoromycota; Mucoromycetes; Mucorales; Radiomycetaceae
Exons: 1
Coding region: 42-341 (99 amino acids)
Source: RefSeq, a predicted model, not a curated record
CGCACAUCUUACUUCUGUGUCCGGAGCAGCAUUGCGAAGCCAUGAUAGAACAGUUCACUUCAGAAAAUCUGGAAUUCUUGUGCUCAAUGCUAUGGGGAGAAUCAAUGGGAACGGAGAUGGAUAUAUCAAUUCAGAUUUAUGGCUCAGUUAGUCGGACGAUCGAAUCCGUGUUGCAAAAAACGAUCUCCAUAGACCAAGCAACGAGCGAACUGGCAUACCUCUGCACAACUGUGGAUGAAUACUCGGUGAUUCGGAGCUUAUCGAGUGUUAUGAACGAACUACCUUUGGAUACUAUUAAGGACAAGGAGACGAUUAUUGAGUACGAGCUGAUCAUCACAUAGUUCCACCCUGUACUAGCUCGCAUUCUGUCCAAUCCCAACAAGAAUGUUUUGUUGUGGUGGGCUAAGGUUGAAGUGGCUGGAAGUUACGACAGAAGCCCGGCGUCGUAAUUACAAAAUCUGA